GAGGAGGAGUAUUUUUUUUAGGUAUGAAAUUUACAGGAUCUCCAAUCAAAUUAAAGGUGUCCCAGGGUCAGCCCGUGAAACUAAAUUGCACCCUCGAGGGAAUGGAAGACCCAGAGAUGUUGUGGAUGAAGGAUGGAGCUGUGGUGCAGGGUGUAGACCAGGUGUACAUUCCAGUAGAUGAAGAACACUGGAUCGGUUUUCUCAGCUUGAAAUCCGUCGAACGGACAGAUUCUGGGAAGUACUGGUGCCAGGUUGAGUACAGGGGGAAGAAGGAAGAAUCGCAGCAAGUGUGGCUCAUAGUGGAAGGUGUGCCCUACUUUACUGUGGAGCCUCAGGAUGUAUCUGUUUCCCCCAACGCCCCGUUUCACAUGGCCUGUGCUGCUGUUGGCCCUCCUGAACCAGUAACCAUUGUUUGGUGGAUGGGAGACUCCAGAGUGGGGCUUCCCGACAUCUCUCCUUCCAUCCUGAAUGUGUCAGGUAUUAAUCAAAGCGCAGUUUUCUCCUGCGAAGCCCACAAUGUAAAGGGACUGUCUUCAUCCCGGACAGCCACUGUCCAAAUUAAAGCAAUGCCUCUCCCACCUGUCAAUGUGACGGUAACCCAAGUCACCAGUUACAAUGCCAGCAUUACGUGGGUUCCAGGAUUUGAUGGUCGCUCUCCCCUUCGCUCUUGCACUGUUCAGGUGGCGGAGUCCCAUGAUGAUCAAGACAUCUCAACAGAAGUGAUUCCUGUCCCUUCAUUUGCCUACGGUUUACAAGGAUUACAGCACUCCACCAAUUACAGUGUUCGUGUACUGUGCACCAAUGAAAUGGGCAGCUCCCCUUUCACAGACUGGAUUUAUUUUCAGACUCUGGGGUUAGCUCCAAGCAGUAUCCCACAAAAUGUCCAUGUCAUCCAAGGAGAAUCUAGCCUGAUUUUGGAGUGGGAAGGAGUGGCGCCAGAAAUGAUGAAGGAAGAUCUACUGGGGUACAAGCUAGAGUGGAGUCAAGACAAUGUCACUCAGGGAGAGAUGAUAGUGCUGGAGACAACAGCCAAUCUUACAACAUGGAAUCCUCUAAAAGACCUCAUCAUCAGAGUGUGCAUACUGAACUCCGCUGGGUGUGGACCCUGGAGUGACCCUCUAGUGGUUGCAGCUCAAGAGGUUUUAGGUGGCCAGAGACAACCUCCCUAUGGGACAUCCUGGGUGCCUGUAGCUUUGGGCAUUCUCACUGCCCUGGUGACAGCUGUUGCCCUGGCACUGAUUCUCCUUCGCAAAAGAAGAAAAGAAACUCGAUUUGGUCAUGCCUUCGGCAGUGUGGUCGGCCGGGGGGAGCCAAUGGUCCAUUUCAGAGCUGCCAGGUCUUUCAACAGGGAAGGCCCAGAGCUUAUUGAGGCAACAUUGGAGAGCAUAGGGAUCAGUGAUGAUCUGAAAACCAAACUCAAGGAUGUCUUAAUUCAGGAACAACAGUUUACUCUAGGAAGGAUGCUAGGCAAGGGGGAGUUUGGCUCAGUAAGAGAAGCACUACUGAAGCUGCAGGAUGGCUCUUUCCAGAAAGUAGCAGUGAAAAUGUUGAAAGCGGACAUCUUCACCUCAAGUGACAUUGAGGAGUUCCUGCGAGAAGCUGCCUGCAUGAAGGAGUUUGACCACCCUCAUGUUACUAAAUUGAUUGGUGUCAGCUUGCGGAGUCGUCCCAAGGGCCGUCUCCCAAUACCUAUGGUGAUCCUGCCCUUCAUGAAGCAUGGAGACCUUCACGCUUUUCUGCUGAUGUCGCGGAUUGGAGAAAAUCCUUUUAAUUUGCCUCUUCAAACAUUACUCAAGUUCAUGAUUGAUAUUGCCAGUGGUAUGGAGUACUUGAGCUCAAAAAACUUUAUACACAGGGACCUGGCUGCUCGGAAUUGCAUGUUGGAUGAAAAUAUGAAUGUAAGUGUUGCAGACUUUGGACUGUCUAAGAAAAUUUACAGUGGAGACUAUUACCGCCAAGGCUGUGCCUCCAAGCUGCCUGUGAAGUGGCUUGCACUGGAGAGCCUCGCGGAUAAUCUUUACACAACACACAGUGACGUGUGGGCAUUUGGUGUGACCAUGUGGGAGAUUGUGACCCGAGGACAGACUCCAUAUGCAGGCAUUGAGAAUGCAGAAAUCUACAACUACCUCAUCAGCGGAAACAGGCUGAAGCAGCCCCCGGAGUGCCUGGAAGAUGUCUAUGAUCUCAUGUGCAGAUGCUGGCAUCCUGAGCCCAAGUUCAGACCUAGCUUUGCAAUGCUGAAAUUACAGCUGGAAAUGAUUCGGGGGAGAAUGUCUACACUCUCUUCCAGUCAAGAUCCUCUGUAUGUCAACAUUGGGACAGACAAAGAGGCUUCUGGGUGUGACCCUGCCCUGCACACUUCAUUUGGAGAUUUGGACAAUGAAGAGAAUGUUGCUGGAGCAGCUGCUGCUGUCACUAGUAACUACCGUUACAUCAUGAGCCCUCUGUGCCUUGGGAAUGAUGCUGAAAGUGAAAGACAUUCAGAUGCAGCUGAAGGGGAGGCCAGGAGCCUUCUGCAUGAGCUGGAGAUGGAAGGAGAAAAGAGUUGUUAGCCUGUAAAAAAAAAAAAAAAAAAAAAAAAAAAA
Molecule: messenger RNA, 2585 nt
Organism: Alligator sinensis (Chinese alligator)
Lineage: Eukaryota; Metazoa; Chordata; Crocodylia; Alligatoridae
Gene: TYRO3
Product: TYRO3 protein tyrosine kinase
Exons: 18
Coding region: 24-2552 (842 amino acids)
Biological process (GO): multicellular organism development; phagocytosis; nervous system development
Cellular component (GO): signaling receptor complex
Molecular function (GO): ATP binding; protein binding; transmembrane receptor protein tyrosine kinase activity
Source: RefSeq, a predicted model, not a curated record